CCCAAAAAUGAAUCCUCACACCUCAAUAAUCCUCACCUCUUUUCUACUCCUACUCUCCAUCUCAACCGCCACAAAACCCCCUCGAAUCCAAGACUCAUUCCCAAAAUGCGUAGCCAAACACACCGAUAGAUUCACACCUUCAAACACCUCCACCUUCUUCGGCGCCCAAACCUCUCUCUACACCUCCCUCUUACACUCCACCGCCCAAAACCUCCGCUGCCUCCUCCCCUCCAUGCCCAAGCCGCUCCUCAUCUUCACGCCGCUCACCGAAUCCCACGUCCAAGCCGCCGUCCUCUGCGCCAACCACCUCCGCGUCCACCUCCGCAUCCGCAGCGGCGGCCACGACUACGAGGGCCUUUCCUACACAUCGGAACUCAAAUCCCCGCCGCCGUUCAUCCUCCUCGACCUCGGGAAGCUCCGCGCCGUCGACGUCGACAUCCGCUCCAGCACCGCGUGGGCCCAGGCCGGGGCCACCAUCGGCGAGCUCUACUACCGGAUAUCGGAGAAGAGCAAAACGCACGGCUUCCCCGCUGGUUUAUGCACCAGCCUCGGCGUCGGCGGCCACAUCACCGGCGGCGCGUACGGCCCGAUGAUGCGGAAGUACGGCCUCGGAGCCGACAAUGUCGUCGACGCCAGAAUCGUCGACGCCAACGGAAACGUCCUGGACAGGAAAUCCAUGGGGGAGGACACGUUCUGGGCGAUCAGAGGCGGCGGCGGCGGAAGCUUUGGAGUUAUAUUAGCAUGGAAGGUCCGGCUCGUCAGGGUCCCACCCACAGUAACGGUUUUCACCGUACCGCGCACGAUAGAGCAAGGCGCGACCAAAAUCUUAUACAAAUGGCAGCAAAUCGCUGACAAAAUCGAUGAGAAUCUUUUCAUCAGAGUAAUAAUCCAGCCUGUCCCUGCAGCGGCGGCAGGAAACAGGACGAUUAUGACCGCGUACAACGCGGUGUACCUGGGCCGAUCCAGCUCGCUUCUGAGAGUCAUGAGCUCGAAAUUCCCGGAGCUGGGGCUGACGAGGAAUGACACGAAGGAAAUGAGCUGGAUCGAGUCGGUGGUGUACAUGGGGAGCUUCCCCGAGGGGACUCCGACAGCAGUGCUGCUGUCGGGGAAACCAGCGUUCGUGAACUACUUCAAGGCGAAGUCGGAUUUCGUGAAGGCGGCGGUGCCGGAGGCCGGGCUGGAGGGGCUGUGGAAGGUGAUGCUGGAGGAGGAGUCGCCGCUGACGAUAUGGAAUCCGUUUGGCGGGAAGAUGAGCCGGAUUCCGGAGGGGGAGAUUGCGUUCCCGCACCGGAAGGGGGUGGUGUUCAUGGCGCAGUAUCUGACGACGUGGCAGAGCGAGAAGGUGGAUGUGGGGAAGCGGUACGAGUGGAUGCACAAGCUGUACGAGUAUAUGGCGCAGUACGCGUCUAAGAAUCCGAGGGAGGCGUAUGUUAACUACAGAGACGUGGAGAUCGGGAUGAAUAAUUGCAGCUCCGUUGAGGUUGAGGGUAUUGGUAGGGAAUGGGGGAGUAAGUAUUUCAAGGGUAAUUUUGAGAGAUUGGUGCAGGUGAAGGCUAGAGUGGAUCCGCAUGAUUUUUUCUGGCAUGAGCAGAGCAUUCCUACCUCGCUCUACAAAUAAUCUCAUCAACUUUGCUUAUCUUUUUAUUAAUUAACCUAAUUUUGUUUCUUCUUCUUUUCUCUGUUGUAACUUUUUGUUUGAUUCUGAGCUGUUAUGUGAUAAAUACUCCCUCUGGCCCAUUA
This is a messenger RNA of Salvia hispanica, 1740 nucleotides long. Lineage: Eukaryota; Viridiplantae; Streptophyta; Magnoliopsida; Lamiales; Lamiaceae. The record is from RefSeq and is a predicted model, not a curated record.